Arctia plantaginis is the source of this 903-nucleotide messenger RNA. The record is from the annotation of a GenBank genome assembly. Lineage: Eukaryota; Metazoa; Arthropoda; Insecta; Lepidoptera; Erebidae.
AUGUUUUAUGGACUUACCAUCACAGAUGUUCGACGUCUUAUUUACGAAGUUGCGAAGAUUAACAAUAUAAAAGUACCAGAUAAAUGGCAUGAUACUAAGCUCGCUGGUAUUGAGUAUUUAUAUAAUCUCAGAAAAAGAGAUAAUCGAUUAUCAUUGCGCACCCCUGAGGGAUGCAGCUUAAGCAGAGCGACGUCUUUUAACCGUCACAAUGUUGGUGUGUUCUUCAGUAACCUAGAAAAUGUUAUGUCUAGACACACUGUCGUUGGAAAUGGCACCAGAGUUUUAAACUUAGAUGAAACAAAUACCAUGACGGUGCAAAAAUGUGCCAAAGUUUUGGCAGCGAAAGGACAAAGACAGGUUUCCAAGGUCACCAGCGCAGAACGCGGGACGUUAACAACAACUUGUUAUAUUGUUAGCGCUUUGGGUAAUGCACUGCCGCCAGUAAUUUUAUUUCCCAGGGUGCAUUUUAAACAACAUAUGAUUGCGGAUGCUCCAACUGGAACCUUAGGUCUAGCUACACCAUCCGGCUGGAUGAACGCAGAAUUGUUCGUGCAAACAAUCCAGCAUUUUAUAGCCCAUUCAAACAGCAGCAAAGAAAACCCUAGUCUGCUCAUAUACGAUAACCACGAGUCGCAUAUUUGCAUAGAAGCCUUGAAUCUAGCAAAAGAAAAUGGUGUGACCAUUUUAACAGUGCCACCGCAUUCAACAGGAAAGCUACAACCAUUAGACGUCGGCAUUUUCGGGCCAUUUAAAAGUGCUUAUAACAAAGCAGUAGACAGUUGGAUGUUGCGAAAUCCUGGGAAAACUUUCUCAAUAUAUGAAGUAGCUGGAUGUGUCAGGGAAGCUCACAUGAAAGCUAUGACACCUGGUAAUAUUCCCCUUCAACAGAGAUAUUUUAACUGA